UCUCCACCGCCGGCGCCGCCGCCGUCAUCUGUGUCAGCGCCGUGGUCCGGCUGCUCCACACUACGUGGGACUGGAGAAACAGCAAACGCACCCGACCCGAAAACAAGAUGUUUGGUCGUUUGACUCUUCCUCAGAUGAUUUUUGCCGGAGUUCUGGGGGUUGGGGGAGGAAUAUACAUCUACCAACCAAUCUUUGAACAAUAUACCAGGGACCAGAGGGCAUUAAAAGAAAAAUCGCCAACUGCACAAGAACCAGAAGAUAAGAAAAGCUAAGACGCCGCGCAAAACUCACCCGUGAAGGUGCUUGGGAACUUAAGCGUCUGAAAUGACAGGCCUGCCGGAGAUAUCUGAUACCGAGUGGAAUAAAAAAUAACUGGUUUCACCCAA
Messenger RNA from Tachyglossus aculeatus (Australian echidna), 386 nucleotides. RefSeq names its product PIGB opposite strand 1 (gene PIGBOS1). The record is from RefSeq and is a predicted model, not a curated record. The transcript has 2 exons. NCBI's taxonomy places the organism in Eukaryota, Metazoa, Chordata, Mammalia, Monotremata, Tachyglossidae. Bases 108 to 272 code for a protein of 54 amino acids.